This is a messenger RNA of Rhipicephalus sanguineus (brown dog tick), 1938 nucleotides long. RefSeq lists its product as uncharacterized. Bases 1 to 1938 code for a protein of 645 amino acids. The transcript has a single exon. NCBI's taxonomy places the organism in Eukaryota, Metazoa, Arthropoda, Arachnida, Ixodida, Ixodidae. The record is from RefSeq and is a predicted model, not a curated record.
AUGGCCGAGUCUGCACCCCCCGCUUCGCGCGUCCCUCGCAAGUGCCAUCGCCGCUCUUGUAGUGCGUCAGCUGCGUCCCUGGUGCCCACCAGCUACGAGGAGCUCCGACUCUGUCAGACCCUUCAAGCAAACGCUGCCACUAUUGUGGACUUGUGGCAGACGAGACGCGCCGCCUCCUCAGCUACUGCCGCAAUCUCGGCCGCUCCUGUUGCCGCUGUGCUGCCGGACCCAUCUGCGAACCCGAUGGCGCAACCUGCGCCUCUGCAACAGCCGACUUCAGCCAGCUCAAAGUUAGCAACUCCAAUAUGCUCUAUUGACCCCAGCGCUUGCCCGCUGCCUGCGGUCACCCUGGAUGAGCAAAUGGACUCCACUAGCUCUCGCAAGCGAGGCCGCGAUGAUGAGGGGAGCGACUGCGACGCUCCACGCAAGCAUGUGCAACCAGCACAUAACCCAUCCCGGCCGGAGACUCAUGGUGGCUGCGACGCGCUGCCGCGUCCCGCACAGCUUUCAGCGACCGUUGGUGGAAUGUCACAGCCGAGCAUGGCUGCUCCGACACCAAAUCUUCCUCAACACUCCGCCGUGGCUUUUCUGAAGGAAAACUCGCAGCCGAUGACUGUUAACUCUGUUAGGAAGAAGAAGGGCAAGUCCAAGCGCCGGAGGGCUCCUUCUACUUCACAGCUCCCCGAGAAGCCUGCAAUCAACGCCUCAGACACUGAAACCGCGUCGCAAUCUCCGUGCCCAAAGGAGGUCCCUCGAAGCGCCAACGGAACAGCUAGUUCUCAACCGCACGCCAGCGAUCCUGCACCUGAAGAUUUCACGCUGGCUUCCUCAAGGGGCGCUCGUCGACGUGCGAGGGCCCUUGCCUCGUCUCCUGUGCUCCCCGCUGACCCAGCCGUAGCAGGCACAGUUUUAUUCAAGCCGUCAGCACCGAACGGUGCCUUCAUGCAGAGUUCGCGUCUGGCGCUGGCGUCUGCGUUAUCUUCGCGGCCCGGCGUCAUCAAAGUGCGAGUCAACAGCCGCCGAAAUAUCGUGGCAGCCGACGUGUCCUCACGGGAGUGCAUCGAGGAGCUUCUUGGUGUCACGGAGCUCUGCGGCAUCCCGGUGUCCGCCCGACUUCCCGCUGACCGAGGAUACAGCACGGGGUACCUGCAUGGUGUGGAGGGCGAUCUUACGGACGACGAUCUAUUACAGUCCAUUGAGUCGAGCGUCCCGUUGGUAUCUGCUGCCCGCAACGGGAACACAGUGACGCUUCGAUUUGCUGGCCCUGUUCCGCCGGAGCAUGUGAGCCUCUACAAGCUGAGGUGUCGUGUGCGUCCAGCCAGGCCGCGUCCACUGCAAUGCCUGCAGUGUGGCCGCCUUGGACAUGCAACAGCGACCUGCCGGCGAGCCAAUUGCUGCCUACGCUGCGGCCGGAGCCACCCCUCUACAGAGAGCUGCAGCGCCAGACCCCGUUGUGUCAACUGCGGUCACAACCACCCUGCAAACACUCCUACCUGUCGUAAAUGGCAAGAGGAACGCAAGGUGGCGACCAUCAUGGCCUCCUCUACGGUCCCACUUUCAAGGCGCGCUGUGCGAGCUAUGGUACAGGAAGCGAAUCACUCACAGCUUCCGACGCCUCCUGCUAGCGCAGCCACCCGCACGUAUGCUCAGGCCGUCUCCGGCACACCGCCUCCAGCACCAACACCUGCUGUUCCUCAAUCGGUUGAUGCCUGCUCGGUGCUGCCUAGCCCCGCUUCCAAGGCUUCCCCCGUAAGCCCUGCUAUGAAGCAAUCUGCUUCGCCCACGGCACAACUCCGGGAUGAUCCGCGGGACGCCAUCAUCGCCUCGCUGCAGCUCACAUUGCGGGCCGUCGGCGAGCUGCUCCCAUCAGGAAGUCCACUGAAAGCCAUCUGCCUUCAAGCCGGUGGUUUGCAGAACACUCCCAGCCAUCAUGGCUAG